UCGCUUCUUAUAUAUAGUUACAUUUUGAUUGUUGAUCUGACUCCACUUUAUUGUUCUGUCGAUUGACUUAUUGGGUAUAAAGAUUUCUUUCUCAUAGAACGAGGACUGUAAUCUCUAACAAGGUGUUGCAAUCAUUAGGGUUUUCAGGCUUAAGUAAUCGUAUUUUGUUGACUUUAAUGCAUCAAUUAGGGUUUUCAGGCUUAAGUAAUGGUAUUGGGCUUAACAUUAUUCCCUAGACCGAUAGAAAUUAAUUCCAAGAAAACUAUUAUGAAAAGUUAGGUUCUUGAGUCGUCGAGAUUACAUUAACUGAUCUCAAAAUAAUGUUAUUAAUUGAUUCUAGAAAGUUAGGCUCUUAAUUGAUCUUGAAAAUCUAAGUUAUUAAUUGGUUCAAAAAAUAAAUCAGCUUGCAAUUGGUUUGUCGUUCAAAGCUGAUUAGUAGGAAUUGGAGAUGAAAGAUAAAAGCACAAUCAAGUUGCUUCUUAAGCGCAAUCUAUUAUCUUAAAUAAAACCUCCCCUAAGAUUUUGUAGGAAAAACAAAAAAAAAUUAAAUGUCAAUUACUUUAUAAUCAGCUCUAUUUGAAGAAAAAAAAUGUAUUAGUUGAGUAUGGAAGAAGAGACUAACAUCAAAUCUUGAUAUGUUUAACAAGCAUAUUGUGCAUGUGACUAGCAUAAAUAUGAACCUCAUAAGAUAAUGGCCUGUUGCUGUUGAACCUCACUCCCAGUUUCUUAUGGAAGUCCAGUAACAGUAUUGCUGUCUAACAAAGAAACACUCAUGGUCGAUGAAGUGACAUCAAUUUUUUGUAGAACAAGAAAUUAAAUAAGCUAGUCAUCAGCAAUGGUAAUGACUUUUGAUUGUUGGACAAGCUCCUCAUGUUAAAGAAGCAACUAGAGACCAAGAUCAAGUUCAUUCUGGAAGUUGAUUAUAGUGACAAAUUGAAAUCAUUGUCUUCAGAAGGGCCACAUUGAUAAGACCCUAAAGUCUUAUCGUAGGCUCUGAUACCAAAUGAUAAGACCCUAAGGUCUUAUCAUGAAAGAAAUGGGAGAAAAGGGAAUGAUAAUGAUCGCUUCGAGGGGAUCGGCCCUCCUUGAUCUCUUCGAGGGGAUCGGCCCUCCUUGAUCUCUUCGAGGGGAUCGACCCUCCUUGAUCACUUCGAGGGGAUCGACCUCCUAGGGUUUGUCCAAAGACAAUAAUAGUAUUUUUCAUAGAUUACUGAAAAGAAGCAGUUACAUCCCUAUUUAUAGAGUUCCACCCAAAGUCCAUCAGGACUUGAACUCUAAUAAUAAAUAAAUAUUAAAUAAACCUCUACUUGACUCUAAUUGAACCAAACUGACUCAAUAAACAACUGGACUAAACAGACUCAAUAAACAUUAUUCAAAAGCUCAGAAAAAGGGUCCUAACAGUUCCUCCCUCUUCAAAUCAGUCUUGUCCUCAAGGCUGAGCAGCAUCAAUCUCGGGGAGCUUCUCUUUCAGCACUAGCCAUAGACUAUCUGCAACGCAUCACAACCCGUUGAUCAAGUAAGUAUGAUCUCCACUUUUUGACAGUGUAAGCAAUAGGUCGAUCUUUCAGUGUAGUAAUCGUUGUAAGAAAUUUCUGGCCUUUGCUAUCAUAAGUUAAGAUCCGUCCAUCAGCUUCGAAUAUAUCACAGCCUUCAAUGUGGUGGGCUAAUUGGGCUGCAACUUUCCUGUCCAUAAAAUUAUUAGUGCUAUCUGUAUUAAUCAAAAUAGUGACAGGUUGAUGCUUCAAAGUUCCUCCGAUUUUUAUAGUUUGUGGGUUAGCAAAGCCAGCCAAUGCAUGCACUGUAUGUGUGAUGGCUUCAAUAUCUUCAUCAGUUUCCAUACCUUCAUAAUCGGAGUCCAACUCUUCUGCUUUCGGUUCCUCUCUAAUUGGCUCAAUCAUCAGAUGUUGCCCUUGUUUACAUUGGUGCUCCAUACUCCAUUUUUCAUCAUAGUACAAACCCCUUACUGAUCUUUCCUUGCUAAUUUUUUUCUCAUGUAGAUUUGCAAAUGAGAUCGCAGCUAUCAUAGUACGGGGUUGACGAGCCUUAACUUCAUACCGGAUCUCUGGAAUAAGCCCUUCAAUAAAUAAGUUUGAUGAAUUUUGGCGAGCUGGCAAUCAAUAUUCUCAUAUUCGGAUGGGCCAAAGCGAACAAGAAGCCCUCUUUUGAACUGCUCCCACGAAGGAACUCCGUGGAAAGUUUCAUACCAAUCGUACCACUGGAGUGCAUCUCCCUCGAGUUGGAUUGAGGCCACUUCUACCUUGGAUUCUUCUGGGGUUCUGUAAAGAUGAAAAAACUUUUCUGCCUUAGAGAUCCAAUUGGUCGGAUCUCCAUCUUUCCAUCUUGGAAAUUCCAUCUUCAUGUGUGAGUAAUUUGUGUCAUAAUCUUGGGGCCCUUUUCCUGUAUUUUCAGAUCUGUGCAACAUAGUACUUGAGCUCCCACCUUGUUGAAAUUUACUAAGGCUCCCCAGUAAGCCCUUUUUGAAAUCAUUAAGUACUUCUUGUAACCGGUUCUCAAUUCUAAUUUCCAAUGCUUCCAUUUGUGCUUUCACUGAGUUAUCGGUGGCCAUUGCGUAAGACUGCAAAUCUGUAAUCUCAACUCCUGUUUUUGGUGUCGGACAAGGGCAUCAACACUGUAGAUGCAAAGUUACCGAGGAGGUGGACGCCAAGGGCAGUGCUGCGGUCGCUGCGUUGGAGGAAGAGUAGCUGCCCUGUUUCUAUCGAGGCGUGGGGUGAGAGCGUCGAGGUUGGAAGGCGAUUGCGUUGAUGUGGCUGCAACUGGGGGCAGCGUUGCAAGGGCCUGUCGCUGCGGUGGUUGCGACGGUGCGGAUGGAAGGCAGCGUUGCUCUGUCUCUACCGCACUACGAAGGCGUUGGUGACGUCGAUGGAUCGCGUGCGGUUGAGGACACAACGGUGUCGUUGAAGCGACCGAAACAGAGCUUGCUGCGUGUGCUGUUGGAGGGAGGCUGCGGUGGUGUUGCCGAGGUUGAGGCUGCAGGGGAAAAUAGGAAUCGACGGUGGCAGGCUGGGCGGCGAGCGGCGUCGUCGCUGGCUGGGCAGCAGCGGCGACGGUGGUGGCAACCGUUCGCAGCAGCAAGAGGAUUGCCCUGUUUCGGUCACCAAGGGGGCAGAGCAAGGGGGAGUGGCGGCGGUCGUUCUCGCCCGAGCCAGGGGGAGCGGCGGCUGGGAGGCGAGCAACGGUUGCCGCACGGUAGCUGGCAGUGGUGGUGGGUCGGCUGGAAGGCGACGGCGCUCGAGGCGUGGCUGCGAUCGACGAGGGGCUGCGGCAACAGAGGAAGCUCUGUUUCUGCAACCGCUGCAACGAGGGGCUGCGGCAACAAGCGACUGCGGCUGCGACCCAAGGCGGGGGCACGGCUAGGGUUGCGGUGGAGAGGCAGCGGUGGUGGCGCGGCUGGGAGUAGCGUCACCAACGAUCGCCGAGGAGAAGAGUCGAGCGGCUGCGCUGCGACGCAAGGGGAGGCGGGCGGCGGCAGUAGGGCUGGGAUGGACGCUGGCAGCGUCGUCUCCUGGCCGGGGAACAGCGGCGGUGGUGGUCGCCGGCCGGGAAGCGGGGCGAUGGUGGGCGCUGGCCGGAGAGCAGCGACGGCCGGCGGGUGGGCUGGCCGGACGCAGGGGAAACAGGGGUGCGUGGCUGCGGUUGCUGCUUCUUCUUCUUUCUUUCUUUCUUUCUUUCUUUCUUUCUUCGUAUUCUUUCUUUUUUUUUCUCUAAGGCAGGAAAGAUGGAAUGAUAAGACCCUAAAGUCUUAUCGUAGGCUCUGAUACCAAAUGAUAAGACCCUAAAGUCUUAUCGUAGGCUCUGAUACCAAAUGAUAAGACCCUAAAGUCUUAUCGUAGGCUCUGAUACCAAAUGAUAAGAUCCUAAAGUCUUAUCGUAGAAGAAAGAUGAGAAAAGGGAUGAUAAUGAUCACUUCGAGGGGAUCGGCCUCCUUGAUCGCUUCGAGGGGAUCGGCCCUCCUUGAUCGCUUCGAGGGGAUCGACCCUCCUUGAUCUCUUCGAGGGGAUAGGCAAGCGGCGUCGUCGCUGGCUGGGCAGCAGCGGUGACGGUGGUGGCAACCGGCGUUCGUAGCAGCAAGAGGAUUGCUCUGUUUCGGUCACCAAGGGGCAGAGCAAGGGGGAGUGGCAGCGGUCGUUCUCGCCCGAGCCAAGGGGGAGCGGCGGCUGGGAGGCGAGCGGCGGUCGCCUCACGGUGGCUGGCAGCGGUGGUGGGUCGGCUGGAAGGCGACGGCGCUCGAGGCGCGGCUACGAUCGACGAGGGGCUGCGGCAACAGAGGAAGCUCUGUUUCUACAACCGUUGUAACGAGGGGCUGCGGCAACCGGCGGUUGCGGCUGUGGUGCCGGCGGUCCUUCUCGCUCGAGCGAGAUGGGAACGCGAGGAGAAGAGGUCGCUGGCCAGGUGAUCGAGCGGAGGCGAUGCGGCUGGGAACAAGGGCAAUCCGUGAGUUGCCCUGUUUCGGUCGCCGCGAGGAGGGCGACAAUCGGCCGCUGCGGCUGCGACCCAAGGGAAGGCAGGCGGCGGUUGAGAGGCAGCGGUGGUGGCGCGGCUGGGAGCAGCGUCACCAACGAUCGCCGAGGAGGAGAGGUCGAGCGGCUGCGCUGCGACGCAAGGCGAGGCGACGAAGGUAGUAGGGCUGGGAUGGACGUUGGCAGCGUCGUCUCCUGGCCGGGGAACAGCGGCGGCGGUGGUCGCCGGCCGGGAAGCGGGGCGAUGGUGGGCGCUGGCCGGAGAGAAGCAGCGGCGGGUGGGCUGGCCGGAAGCAGGGGACGCAGGGUGGCUGCGGCUUCUUCUUCCUCUCGUGUUUCUUCUUUUCCUUUUCUUUUAAUUUUUUUUUUUGUGAACGCAAUGACGAACUACAGCGAGAACGCUGAGGAUCGCUGCUCUGAUACCAAAUGAUAAGACCCUAAAGUCUUAUCGUAGCUCUGAUACCAAAUGAUAAGACCCUAAAGUCUUAUCGUAGGCUCUGAUACCAAUUGAUAAGACCCUAAAGUCUUAUCGUAGCUCUGAUACUAAAUGAUAAGACCCUAAAGUCUUAUCGUAGGCUCUGAUACCAAAUGAUAAGACCCUAAGGUCUUAUCGUGAAAGAAAUGGGAGAAAAGGGAAUGAUAAUGAUCGCUUCGAGGGGAUCGGCCCUCCUUGAUCGCUUCGAGGGGAUCGGCCCUCCUUGAUCUCUUCGAGGGGAUCGACCCUCCUUGAUCACUUCGAGGGGAUCGACCUCCUAGGGUUUGUCCAAAGACAAUAAUAGUAUUUUUCAUAUAUUACUGAAAAGAAGCAGUUACAUCCCUAUUUAUAGAGUUCCACCCAAAGUCCAUCAGGACUUGAACUCUAAUAAUAAAUAAAUAUUAAAUAAACCUCUACUUGACUCUAAUUGAACCAAACUGACUCAAUAAACAACUGGACUAAACAGACUCAAUAAACAUUAUUCAAAAGCUCAGAAAAAGGGUCCUAACACACAUCUAGUAGAAGAUGAAAGAAGGACUGCAAAAGCUCAAGAAAAAUCGAGAUCGGGCUACUACAAAGAACCAAGUGAUUGCAAAUGUGACAGCUUCUGAGAUGAAGACAAUGAUGUCCUAAUUGUCUCUAAGAGUAUCGACAAUUUUGAUGAUGCAUGGAUAAUAGAUUCUAAUAGUUUGCAGCAUAUUUGAUGUAGGAGGAUUUUUACUUUGUUUCUUUGAAGAUAAAAGAAGGCCCUGUUCAGUUGGCAGAUUGUUCAGCAAAUAAUGUUGCUGAUUUAGGGAUGAUGAGAAUCAAGAUGUUCAAUGGAACAGUCCAUGUUCUAGCGAGUGAGGUAUGCCCCAAAAAUAUGAAAGCAUCUAAUUUUGCUUGAUGUAGUAGACUUCAAGACCAUGGGUAGUGUUUUAAAGGUGACAUGUGGCAUUAUGGCUAGCAUGAGAAGGACAGGUGUGGCAUGAUCUGUCAGAUGAUUUAGGUGGAACACCAAUGGCUAUUAAAGAAGCUUAAAAGAAUGAUGAAAGAUGGUCCAAUUGUAGGUGUGGAUGCACUAGUUAGCUUUUUGUAAAAUAAAGACCAGGUGGAGAUUGUUGAUUAGCAUGAUUCUUUGGCUUUCAUUAGCACUGGGUCCUAGUGUUAUUACAAUUUAGAAAUUGUGUUCUUGGUCCUUACAUUUGUAGGAGCCGGAGGUGAUAGAUCAUAUGUUUUUUCAGAAUUGGUUACUAUCAGCAUGUACAGUGAUUGUAGGAAUUACUGAAAAUUGGUGAAUGUCUGUAUAUGAGACAGUCAAAUAGAUAUUAUGCCAAGUAUUGUGUGGGCUAAAACAUGGAGUAGAAAGAGAGAAGGGAAGAGAAGGGAGAAAAAAGAGAUGAUUGAGGAGAAUGCUAUGUUGGUUUAAUUGGAUAUUCUUAGAGUGUUGUUCUUAUAGAGUAGGCUCUAGCCAUGAUGACAAUUGUAGGUGGAGCACCAAAGGCUACUACGAUGGCUCAAAAUCAUGUUUUAGAUAGUCCAGUUGGAGGCAAGCAGCCAUUCAAAUUCAAUUUUUGACAAUAAAAGCACAUCUAACUUUUACUGUUCUUCUGAAGUUCCCAUGCAUCAUGUACCUAGAACUUUUUCUAUUAUAUACUUGUCUUUGAAUGUUAUAAGUUCUUAAGAUGGCUCAAAGUGAAAAGAAAAGGUGUCGAACCUACCUAAACUAGGUCAUGGCUCUUUUAGGUUGUUUUAUGUUAUUUUGAAAAUUCUUUAAAAACUCCUGAUAGAAUGAAGUUGUGUGCCCAAUAACCCUUUUCACAUUCUUCACACUGGGCUUAAAAGGACCUGUAAAAAUCUACGGUUUGGGGAUUGUGAAUCCUUACAUUUUUUUUUAUUUUUAACCA
Molecule: messenger RNA, 6839 nt
Organism: Musa acuminata AAA Group (dessert banana)
Lineage: Eukaryota; Viridiplantae; Streptophyta; Magnoliopsida; Zingiberales; Musaceae
Exons: 2
Coding region: 2763-3776 (337 amino acids)
Source: RefSeq, a predicted model, not a curated record